GCUUGAAAAUAUGAAUGGCAAACAUACCCAAAAUAUACACACACUAGUUAGUUGUAAACAAAGUAGGACAGUAGUGUAGUGUAGGGCCAUAUGUACAAAACAAAAGUCCAACAAAUGAUGAUCAUAAGAAGCACAACCCUCCACAGCCUCCCUUUAUAUUAAUUUUUCCCCUCUUUCCCCCAACACUAUCAUCACUUCUGUCACCUCCUUUCUCUCUCUUCAUCUAGGAAACUUCAAUCACAAUCUUUCCAUCUUUGUACAAGUAUAGUCUACAGUUUCAUUUCAUUCCGUGUUCCUAACUAACAAAGCAUGAAACAACAACAAAACCUUACCCUCCAAAGAAGCACAAGCACAAGCGCCACCAUCACAACAAGAAACAAUCGUAGAAUCAUCCCUUCAAACCACCGACUCUCAGAAUCCGAUGAUUUCUCCGGCAACCUUCUCAUAAGACAAGGAUCAUCACCCUCAAUCUCUUCCUUCUCCAAUCAACGUCAACAACAAGCAAAACAAACAACAACAACAAAGAAGCUAUCUUCACUUAUACGUUCUUUCCUCAACAUCUUCACUUUUCAAACCAUAUUUCCAACAUGCAACUGGCUCACCAUUCCUUCCACCCUCUCCUCCACUUCAAUCUCCCCUUCACUCGGCCGCAAAGUCACCGGAACACUCUUCGGGAACCGCCGUGGUCAUAUAUCAUUCGCCGUCCAACUUCACCCUCGCGCUGAGCCUCUCCUCCUUCUCGAACUCGCCAUGUCCACUUCUUCACUUGUAAAAGAGAUGUCUUCUGGACUCGUACGCAUAGCACUCGAGUGCCGGAAGACAUCAUCAACGGCCUCUGCUGUCAGCGGAGGCCGAGUCAGGCUCUUUCAUGAGCCUGACUGGACCAUGUACUGCAAUGGGAGGAAGUGCGGCUAUGCAGUUUCACGCACGUGCGGGGAACUAGAUUGGCACGUGCUGACCACCGUGCAGAGCGUCUCCGUUGGUGCUGGAGUGAUUCCGAUGUUGGAAGACGGUGGUGGUUGCGGCGGGUCAGAGGGUGAGUUGAUGUAUAUGAGAGCUAAGUUUGAACGAGUCGUUGGGAGCCGUGACUCAGAAGCAUUCUACAUGCUGAAUCCUGAUGGUAAUGGAGGACCUGAACUUAGUAUUUUUCUAUUGAGAAUAUGAUUGAUCUAAAUUGUAAGCAAAUAAAAAGAUGUCAUUAGAAUUUGACUUUUUUAGGAAAAUUAAUUAAAUAGGACAUUGUGUAAGAUUGAUAUGUGUGUAAUAAUAUUUAGUUAGGAUUGGUUUGAUCACUUGUUGAUUUUAUGUUUAAAGAUUGUACCUAUACACAUAAAGAUGAAAUUGUAUGUGAUUUAAUUUCAGAUCACAUAUAUGUACACUUUAUAAUCAAGUUGAGGGAUGUUAGAAAGAUACGCAAA
Messenger RNA from Medicago truncatula (barrel medic), 1418 nucleotides. RefSeq names its product protein MIZU-KUSSEI 1. The coding region runs from base 310 to 1164 and encodes 284 amino acids. The record is from RefSeq and is a predicted model, not a curated record. The transcript has a single exon. Gene Ontology annotation, biological process: hydrotropism. NCBI's taxonomy places the organism in Eukaryota, Viridiplantae, Streptophyta, Magnoliopsida, Fabales, Fabaceae.